CCCCCCCGCAAAGCUACCUUUCCAGCUGCAGGGAGGAAGGAAGGAAGUGUGAAGCGCCCGGAAAUAGAAGGCGUCGCAAAAUAAAAGCCAAAAGCGCUCCUAUGAAUUCAUUUCACAGGGUUUAUUUGCAACUGCUGUAUAGUGGAGUUUGUUGUCUGGCUCAAGGCUAUGGAAUUCUGGGAGUUGGAGUUUGUUGUGGGUCCAGAGCCGAGCAGAGAUCUGGACCCCAGAACAAACUCCAACUCCCAGAAUUCCAUAGCCUUGAGUCAGACAACAAGUUAAAGCGGUGCCAAGCCGGGUUAUCUCUCCAGGAUCCAUCCUCAACCUCCUACUGUAUUUGCAGAGCAUAGGAAGCCAAGCCAGACACAGUGCUACUCAAUGAGCUUCUUAGCCAUGCUCAAAAUGGCGGACAACUUGGAAGAAAAUGGCAUCCCGGGACCGUGUGGCUCAAGCCAAGUCGCGGGCGGAGCGCUCCCGUCCGCCCACGGUGCCCGUCCCCCAGAUAGAAAUCAUCCCUGGGCGCCUCACCGAAGGCGACUGGCUCUCUAUGCUCAGUUUCGAGGAGGCCGAGGACAGCGUGGGUGAAAUUUUGGCUGGCAUGCUGGACCAGGUCAUGGAUGAAUGCUACAAGGUCUACCUGACCCGCCAGUGCAUCCCUUACGUCAUCAACCAGGCCAGGGAAGCCAUGCUCCAGAUCAUCGAGUGGCGCUUUCUGGUGCGGGAUGAAGGUGAGAUGGAGGUGCCCACGGACCCCGCCUGGCAGGAGGAUGAGGAGCCAAUGCCCUGCAUCACAGAUUCCUGGGCGGAGGGCUCCGUGCCAGUCGUACAACCUGCACUGGAGUGUGAGGUGCUGCUAGCCAGACUGCUGGAUGAAGUCCCUGCCAUGGAAGAUGAAAAGGAGCCUGGCGGAGACACAGUGGUGGGUGUUGCUCCGGCACCUGGUGUUGCUCCGGCAGCCCUGCACACCCUACAGCAAGAGGCAGAGGCGGAGGAGCAGCCUUUGCCUGCCUCCUUGCCGGACAUCCAGACGCCCAAGACCCGCAGCAGCAGCAGCAGCAGCAGCAGAGUACGUCUCAGGGCCCCGGAGGAUCUCCCGCUGGUGAAGGAGGCCCCCUCCCCACCAGCCCCGCUGGGUUCAACCACCAAGCUGAGGGCCCACCCUCAGGACCAUGAGGGGUCGCCGCGGGCAGCCCGGUUAAGCUGCCCACUGAUGGGCCCGGAGAGCUCCGAGAAGAACCUGCUCCUCCUGCGGAAGCACUCCCAGUUCCCUGUAGUCGAGGAUGAGGAUGAGGAUAUGGGGCGACCCCACCUCCUGCCCCCCUCCUGCAGCAACCUGCUGCGGAUCCAGGUGGGCCGGCCCCCCAUUACCAAGGACGUCUUCUAUGACGAGCAUGGCCGCAUCACCAUGGUGCCUCGCCUGGACCCAGCCCGGCUGCCCAAGCACUGGAUCCGGCCCACUGUGGAGGUGGUGGACCCGGACGUGGAGUCCCGCCGGCAGGAAGCCCUGAAGACCGUCUCGGGACGCUGUACCCGGCGCUGGCGCUCCCGCCGCCACCCCGCCAAGGCCCCUGAAUUGGCUAGGAGGGGCACAGAGGUGGGCCCUGGAGCCAUCCUGCCUCCCGGGGUCCCUACAGUGCUGCUGUGGGAGGGUCCGGCCAGGGCCAUGCGGCAGCGUCUCUCAGAGCAAGUUGCCCACCGCCCGCCUCCCCCAGGGAGGGUCUUGGAGCCCACCGCCCUCUUCUUUGUCAAGCCCACCUUGCUGAUGGAGACGGUGGAACUGGCCCCGGGGGUCACUCUCCGCUGCAGCGGCAGCACCACCCAGCACCUCCCGCCGGUGGCUCCUCGGGAGGAGGUGAUGGCAGGAGAAGCCCACGGGGAGCUCCAUCUCCUCCGCCCACAGGUGACCUUCCCCAUGGCAGCCCUGGAGCAGAUGGCAGGCCCUCCUCAGCCCCUGCCCCGGCUUCACCCAGGAGCAAGUGCACGGCCAGGCUGCCCAUGUUAGGAGGCUGGGACCCCCAGGGCAAGAACCCCCUUGCCCGCUUGUAUUAACCCCCCCCCCCUUUGUGGAAUAAAAGGAAGGACUUUG
Messenger RNA from Sceloporus undulatus (fence lizard), 2086 nucleotides. RefSeq names its product chromosome 5 C2orf81 homolog (gene C5H2orf81). The transcript is spliced from 4 exons. Bases 425 to 2002 code for a protein of 525 amino acids. Lineage: Eukaryota; Metazoa; Chordata; Lepidosauria; Squamata; Phrynosomatidae. The record is from RefSeq and is a predicted model, not a curated record.